CUCUCGUGUUGACAGUGUUUUUCUUCGCCAUCUUAUUUUACGCUGGUUUGGGACGUGGUCCAGGAGAUAUGGCAGAACAACAGGUUCAGACCCGUAAAGUGGCUCACAUAUCUGUUGAGGAAAUUGACGAGCACGUGGUUGGUGAUCAAAAUGAUGUGCUUAGUCUUAAUCAAGACUCGGAGGAAGAAUUUUCAGGAUUUGAAUCCGAUGACGUUCCUCGAAAUAUAUCGAAGGAAAAGACAAUUGGCAAGACAGUGAAGUCUGUCGUUAAAAAAGUGACGUCAAAGGACGCUAGUGGUGGUAAGAAACAGACUAGAUCAAGUACUAAAAAACCACAGAAAAAAGGUAAAUCUACUAAUAACCCUAGUUGUAUGGUUCAAAUAGAUUUGAACAAUUUGUCAUCAAGUAAUCUUAACUUACUGAAGGAAAAAUUAGGUUUGUCUCAACCAGAAAAUUCCAAUGAUUGUUAUUAUGAUGACUAUGAUGCGUAUGAAAAUGAGACUGAAUGGGAUGAAAAUGUAGACAUUCAUACUGCACCUAAUUUGCGUGUUCAGGUGGAAAAUGAUGAAUCUGAAGAUGAUAUUGGAAUAAUUCCUUCUGUAAGACCUAAAGUAAAGGACAUGUCAAAGAAAUUGAUGAAUGACUUAUUUGGCGAUAAUAGCGAUAAAGAGAAUAACUCGGAUGAUGAAAAUGAAUGGAAGCUGCCAAAAAUAAAAAAGAAGUCCAGAGGACCGCCAGUAUCUAAAUCAUUGGCUGAAUUAAUGAAUACUGCAUGUACAGCGUCAUGCGAUACGCAAUCAAUUAGAGAAAGUCAUUUAGUUCCUGAAAACUGUGACAUGAUGUUUCCACCCUCAGUUAACUUAGAAAUGUGGAGAAACCUUGAUAAAAGAACACGUUCAGUAGACCGAUUAUUCCAAGAUUUACAGAAUCUUCUGGCUGCCGGUAUGGUACCAGUUAUGAAACUGGCUGAGAUGCUAAGGGGCAAUUUGCCAGCAAAAGAACAAACUAAACAAUUGGUUUCUGACUCGCUUACUUUGUUAGGUCAGGUUCAAUAUAAUUUGAGUAUAAGGAGGAGGUUCUUGAUUAGACCAAACAUUCCAAACAAGAAGUAUAGAGCGUUGUGCAACUUUGAUACACCGAUAACAUGCCAGUUAUUUGGUGAUGACAUUUCAAAGGAAAUGAAAAACUGCGAUGCAGGGGUGAUGUUGAGUAACAGUCUCAGGGCCUAUCAGAAUUUUUCCAUGCACGAGAAUUUGAGAAGAAGUCGUGGGAGGUUUCCCUGUAAUUUCCGGGGUCGUUGGCGAUUCAUGCCAUACGGAAACCCACAUUAUGGGAAUCCCAAUUUCAACACCUGAGGUUUCGGAGGUGGUUAUGGAGGUGGUCGUCUGUUUAGAGGUCUGGGACGUUCGAGGACUUCUGCUACAGUGUCAAGUGCCCCAAACUAAGAACGGUUACCACGACACAGGAACUUGUUGUCCCUCGCACACGAUGGAACAGUACACCCACUUGGAAAGAAGAUGACCAUGGCCGCAGUGCAAUUAUCGGCCGAUGUUUACAAGACCAAGGCCUUCAGAAAGAAGUUACAGACAUUAUCAUUAAAUCUUGGAGAGAAGGUACCUCCAAACAAUAUCAGUUGGCAUGGAAACGAUGGGUUCUUUGGUGUGAUAGGACAGGUAAUUGUGCCGAUAAAACGUCUGAGGUUACUGUAAUUUCUUAUUUAUACUCGUUGUUCAAAGACAAGAAGUCUUAUUCAGUGAUAAAUACCCACAAAUCGAUGUUACUUCAGACUCUUAUGAUCCUUGGAAAUAAGUGGUGUUCAAAUCCAUUAAUUAGUCGUUUUAUGAAGGGAGUUUUUGUUAAGUAGCCAACUUUACCAAAGUAUAAAUUAACAUGGGAUGUGACAGUAGUUUUGAGUUUACUAUCAUCAUGGUUUCCUUUAGAAGAUUUAAGUUUAAAAAUGUUAACCCUAAAGUUGAUUGCUUUAAUUGCUUUGGCAACGGCGCCAAGGGCACAGACCUUGAAAUCAUUGAAUUUGAACUAUGUGAAGGUUUAUAAAAGUUAUGCAGUGUUCUAUUUUCCAAAUCUUCUGAAAUCUUCAAAAAUUGGAAAAAGUAAUAAUUUUAGUUUGAAGUUGGAACAUUUUAUGGAUGAACGACUUUGUGUUUACCAUACAUUAAAACAGUAUAUUAAGGUAACUAAGCCUUUAAGAUUAAAUUCUCAGUUAUUUGUUUUGUAUGUUACUUUUUUGGCUGUAACCUCGAGCACACUAGCUAGGUGGUUAAAAUGUGUUUUGGAAAUGGCUGGUAUUGAUGUCACUGUAUUUAAAGCACACUCGUUCCGGUCUGCCUCAACAUCUGCAGCAUUUCAGAGUAAUUGUUCUUUGAAAAAUAUUCUAGACACUGCUGGUUGGAAAUCUGAUGGGAAUUUCUUUAAAUUUUACCAUAGAUCAGUACUUAACAAGAAGGAUGUGUCAUUUAUGGAUGCAGUUUUUAAGAAAUAAAUGAUAUUUAGGGUAUUAAAUAUUGUUUAUUCAGUGGUUUUGAAAAUGGAUUAUAUAACUGUGUGGUAUAACCAUUUAUGGAGGAAAUUAACUGUGAAUUUUGAUAUAAACAUGAAAGCACAUGUUUUUGAUGUUUUGUGAUACUGAAUAUGUUGUACUUGAAGUAUAAUAGUGUUUCUUAUUGUAUGCAUAUAUUGAGAACAUGUGUUGUGACUAUAAUAUGAGACAUGUUUUGGUAUUUAGUGAUGCUUACAAGUACAAUAAUUAUGAUGUUAUGGAUGAACAUGUGUAUGUUUUGAUUAAUGUUCUACAAAAUAAUUAUGGUCUAUGAA
Messenger RNA from Dreissena polymorpha, 2832 nucleotides. RefSeq lists its product as uncharacterized. NCBI's taxonomy places the organism in Eukaryota, Metazoa, Mollusca, Bivalvia, Myida, Dreissenidae. The transcript is spliced from 3 exons. The record is from RefSeq and is a predicted model, not a curated record. Bases 69 to 1355 code for a protein of 428 amino acids.